Molecule: messenger RNA, 2823 nt
Organism: Candida dubliniensis CD36
Lineage: Eukaryota; Fungi; Ascomycota; Pichiomycetes; Serinales; Debaryomycetaceae
Gene: HYR3
Product: Hyr3p
Exons: 1
Coding region: 1-2823 (940 amino acids)
Source: RefSeq, a predicted model, not a curated record
AUGAUUCCCAACCUUGCAGUUACACUUUUAUUACUUGCUAAUUCGAUUCUUGCUGUUGAUAUCACUCUGAACAGAGUUGAUCAUGGUACAGUUCAGAACAUCAAUGGUAAUGUCAGAAUUCAUUCUGGUGCUUACUGGUCUUUGAUCGACAAUUCCCUUACUACUUUCACUGGUGGGUUACAAGUUGAUUCUGAUGCUGGCUUGUACAUUAAACUGAAUGGUCCUGUUUUGUCGCUUAACGUUAACUUGGCUAGUUUGAUUGACCCAGUAUUGAACGAUGGUAUCAUUUCAUUUGACUCUCGUAAGUCAACCAGUACUUCCAACUACAACAUUGGUGGAUCUUCAUUCACAAACAAUGGGGAAUUCUAUAUUGCUUCUUCGGGUGCUGGGAAUAGUGUUUCCAAUCUUUACGCUCGUAAAUGGACCAACAACGGUUUAAUUGUUGCUUCUCAAAACCAAAGAAGUUCAGGUCUUUUCAGUAUCGGAACUGCUGGUCAAUCAAUUACUAAUGAUGGUCAAAUUUGUUUAUACAACCAAGUUUUCAGACAAAACACUAAAGUUGAAGGUUCCGGUUGUAUUACUGCCGAUGAAAAUUCCAGUAUUUAUAUUUCCAACGCUCUUACUCCAAUUUCUCAAUCACAAAGCUUCUAUUUGGCUGACAGCAAAUCAUCUUUGAUUGUUCAAGCUGUUUCAAGCAAUCAAACAUUCAAUGUCUAUGGUUUUGGUGAAGGUAACAAAAUUGGUUUGACUCUUCCAUUGACUGGAACUGCAUCCAACCUUCCUUAUGAGUACAACACUGAAACUGGUAUUUUGACAUUAAGAGCCGGUUUACUUCCUCAAAGCUUUAACAUUGGUACUGGUUAUGUUACCAGUUUGUUCAGUGUUGUUACAGACAAUGGUGCAGGUAUUCCUGAUGCCCCCAAAGGUGCUGUUACUUAUUCUGGUCCUAUUCCAUCAAGAUCUAUCCCUGAUGUCUGUAAACAAGAAUGUAAGAAAGUUCCAGAUACUCCAGAAGAUGCACCAAGCUCGUCUUCAUCUGCUGAGCCAUCAUCAACUGCUGAACCAUCAUCAUCUGCUGAACCAUCAUCUUCUGCUGAGCCAUCAUCUUCUGCUGAACCAUCAUCAUCUGCUGAACCAUCAUCAUCUGCUGAACCAUCAUCUUCUGCUGAACCAUCAUCUUCUGCUGAACCAUCAUCAUCUGCUGAACCAUCAUCUUCUACUGAACCAUCAUCAUCUGCUGAACCAUCAUCAUCUGCUGAACCAUCAUCUUCUGCUGAACCAUCAUCUUCUGCUGAACCAUCAUCUUCUGCUGAACCAUCAUCUUCUGCUGAACCAUCAUCAUCUGCUGAAGAAUCAUCAUCUGCUGAAGAAUCGUCAACUGCUGAACCAUCAUCAUCCACCGAAUCUGGUGCAACUUCCGAAUAUACCACCACUUGGACUACCACCAACUCCGACGGUUCUGUUGAAACUGAUUCUGGUAUCGUUGACCAAUCUGGUUCUUCCCUCACUACUAUCAGCACCUUCCCAGGUGAUCAAACCUCUGAAUACACUACAACCUGGACUACCACCAACUCCGACGGUUCUGUUGAAACUGAUUCCGGUAUCGUUGACCAAUCUGGUUCUUCCCUCACUACUAUCAGCACCUUCCCAGGUGACCAAACCUCUGAAUACACUACAACCUGGACUACCACCAACUCCGACGGUUCUGUUGAAACUGAUUCUGGUAUCGUUGAUCAAUCUGGUUCUUCCCUUACCACUAUUACUACUUUCCCUAAUGAUGGAACAUCUGAAUACACUACAACCUGGACUACUACUAACCCUGAUGGUUCUGUUGAAACUGAUUCUGGUAUUGUUCGUCAAUCUGGUUCUUCCCUCACUACUAUCAGCACCUUCCCAGGUGACCAAACCUCUGAAUACACUACAACCUGGACUACCACCAACUCCGACGGUUCUGUUGAAACUGAUUCUGGUAUUGUCCGUCAAUCUGGUUCUUCACUGACUACCUUCACUACUUUCCCACAUGGCUCUGAUGCUGGUAAAUCUACUGUUUACACCAAGCUGACUGUCACUGCUACUAUCACUCACUGUAGCGAAAACAAAUGUUCAGAAGAUGUUGUUACUUACUUUACCACUGUUCCAUGUUCUACUGAAGGUGUUAACACUGAUGCUCAACCAACUGAUGAUUCUAAUAAAUCCACCGUCUACACUAAACUGACUGUCACCGCAACUGUUACUCACUGUAAAGACAGUAAGUGUUCCGAAGAUGUUAUUACUUAUUUCACCACUGUUCCAUGUUCUACUGUUGCUGCCACUACUGAAGCUGUUGCCACUGGUGACAACUCAAAUGAAGGUUCUAACAACGGUUCUAACAACGGUUCUGAUCACGGUUCUGAUCACGGUUCCGACAACAGUUCUAACAACAGUUCUAACAACGGUUCUGAUCACGGUUCCGACAACAGUUCUAACAACGGUUCUGAUCACGGUUCCGACAACAGUUCUAACAGCGGUUCUGAUCACGGUUCCGACAACGGUUCUAACAACGGUUCUAACAACGGUUCUAACAACGGUUCCGACAACGGUUCUAACAACGGUUCUGAUCACGGUUCCGACAACGGUUCUAACAACGGUUCCGACAACGGUUCCGGCAAUGGUCCUAAACCAGAAACCACUCUUGCUGUUGUUACAUCACCAGGAUCAACCACUGGUUCUACUCCAUCUUCAGGUCCAACUGUUGCUGCCAAUGAAAAUGGUUCAUCUAACGUUUCUGUCGGUAAAACUAUGUUGUUCGGAUUCUUAGCUACUGUUUUCGUCUUAUUCAUCUAA